AUGGCCGCCAUUGCAGCAGCCAAUCUUUCCCAUAAUUCGAUCCCCGAGGACACGGAGGAGGAGGAGGAGGAGGUAGAGAGGCCGAAUGUCGCUGUGCGGCCCCUCACUGUGUCGUCGGUGAAGCGGCCAGGAUUGAGACUCAUUGAGGGGCAGGCUUUUGCGUACAAUGAAGAAGGCCUCGCCCUCCUCGCCCAAGGCAAAACCCUCAACUCCAACCCCACCCUCGCCCUCUCCCUCGCCAAAUUCGACCGCGCAAUCCAACUCCUCCCCACCGAACCCACCUUUUUCAACAACCGCGCCGAAGCCCACAUCGCCCUCUGCGAUUUCGAGUCCGCCAUCGCCAAUUUCCGGCACCACAUCGCUCUCGCCGACGCCGUGGCUACCAAGUCGUCACCCACGAGGUCGAUGGCGGCCAGCCCGAUGAGCAGUUCCACGCGGCCGGCGACGAGAGCGAAUGGAGAUGUGGGCGUGCAUGCGUCGGUCUUUGUGCUGACGAGGAAGCUGGCCCCGAUUGCGUAUACAUGGGGCAACUGCUUGUUUGAUAUGAAGCGGUUUGAGGAGGCGUUGAGGAUGUUUGAGUAUGCGAUGGGGAUUGGGAUGCGGGCUGAGGCUGUUUUGCUCAAAUGUGCAUUGGCGUACAUAGGUCUAGACCAGCUCGACGCCGCCCUCGAGAUCCUCUACAAGCUCACAGAAGCUCCCAACCCCAACAUCGAGCUCUACAUCGUCCGCGCCAAGAUCUAUCGUCAUCUCGGAAACGUCGAAUUCACAAACAUAGACCUCCAACGCGCCCUCCUCGUCGACCCGACCCACCCGGAACUCGCGCCCCUGCUGACCUACACACUCAGCAAAGCGGUGGAUUAUAAGAACUUUGCGUGGCAUGAGACGAUGAAGGGGCAUCCAUUGGCGGCGAUACAGUAUUUGACGCAUGCGUUGGAUUUGGAUGAGGGGGAUGUGGCGGUCUAUAAGCAGAGAGGGAUACUACUGGCAGAAAGCGGCCAAUACGAAGGUGCUAUCCAAGACCUCGAAAAAGUGCUUUCGGUCACUUCACCGGCUGAUGUGGGCACCGUGGCGGAAGUUCGGAGCUGCUUGGCGGGGGUUUACGUCGAUAUUGGGUUGAUUGCAUACCAGAAGGGGGAGCUCCAGGCUGCGAUUACCUCGUUUACGGAAGCGUUGGGGUAUAGUCCUGACAAUCCCAUUAUUCUCAAGAACCGGGCGGACUGCCACCAAGCCCUCGGCCACAUAUCCGCGGCAAUAACCGACCUCGCCCACGCACUCGAAAUUGACCCAGACGACGACGCCUGCCGCGAGCGGUGCGCGCUGCUGUGGGCGAUUGUCGCGGACCAUGCGAGUGUGGAUGCUGGUGCGGGCGGGGAGUGGAGGAAGGCGGUUGAGUUGUGGGGGAUGGCUCUGCAAUAUGAUCCGCUAUGCGCCGAGUACUUUUUCCGAAGAGCCAGGGUGUAUUACCGUAAUCAGAAAAUAAACGAAGCCUACACCGACCUCCUCUCCGCGCGCGCCCUGGAUCCCACCAACGUCGAGAUCUACGCGAUGGUGUGUGAACUCCAGGGCGGGCCGCAGUUGGCGUCGUUGCAGCCGUUUGCGGCGCCGGGGGUCGUCAAGAGAGUGGGUGGGAAUUGGGUCGGUGGGGGUGUUGGGGUGGUUAAAGGUAAACGAGGUAGCACCCCACCCGCCAAAGCCGGCGCGUCUGCCACUACAUCAGUUGCUUCCAGCCCGGCCUCCACAACCACAAUCCGCAUCCCAGCCUCCAGCCACGACCACGUCCUCUCCCUUCCGCCGCUUUCUCUCCCGAAACUCUCGGUUAAGGAAGGCGGCGAGCAUCCCUAUCAGAGUAGCAGGAGAGGGGUGGAGGUGGGGAAGAAGAAGGAGGGGGAGGGGAAGGGGAAGGAGGGAGGGAUGAAGAAGAGGGAGGAAGAUGAGGCGGUGGAGAAGUUGAGGCCGAUGUUGCAUAGGGUGGCGUUGGAGUUGGAUGUUUGA
Fimicolochytrium jonesii is the source of this 1992-nucleotide messenger RNA. RefSeq lists its product as uncharacterized. The coding region runs from base 1 to 1992 and encodes 663 amino acids. Gene Ontology annotation, molecular function: protein binding. The record is from RefSeq and is a predicted model, not a curated record. The transcript is spliced from 10 exons. NCBI's taxonomy places the organism in Eukaryota, Fungi, Chytridiomycota, Chytridiomycetes, Spizellomycetales, Powellomycetaceae.